UCUAUUGAAACUGUAGCCAAUAUAAUCGCUAGCUGUAACAUAAUUGAGCGCUACUUUCUCCAACCGGAGCAUUCAACCUCUCUAAGUUGGUUGUAUCCCUUUACGUCUCUAUUCUAAAAUACUUAUCCUCAAUCCUCCACUACUGCGAUAAAAAUUGGGCGAUUAGGCUAAUGAAGAGUGCGGUUGUUUCUAAAACUGAUCUUGAAGCGAAGCAUUCCACCAUUACGACUGCAAAGAAGGAAGUUUGGGAUCUGCUUCAACUUGCCGAGUCUGAAAACUCACUGUCCAUUCUUACAAGUCUUAAGAAUGUGACGGCGUCGCAAAUAGCUUGGAAUAGCGACAUUAAUUCCUUCUCGGACGAGUUGAGGAAACUUGAGGAGCCUAUCAGAAGGACAGACUACCAUGUUCAGCUAGUCAAUGAUAACCUCGAGCGAAACACGAGAGCACAUAUCCUGAAAGCCAUUUCCACCAUCCCAUAUGGAGCACACCAUUGUAAGAGUUCGGAAGAUAACUACCAAAACGCUACACUUCCAAAAGGUAGAUCGAUGUCAAGUCGAGGGGUUGACGUUGUUAUCUACACCUAUAGGGACUACCUACCUCACAGACGGUACUGUGACACUCUGACACACAAUCCCUAGUUGUAUGCCAUAUCACUAAUUCGGUGUAUACGCGGUCAUCUUGAAAGUUUCUCU
This is a messenger RNA of Daldinia caldariorum, 692 nucleotides long. RefSeq lists its product as uncharacterized. The transcript is spliced from 2 exons. NCBI's taxonomy places the organism in Eukaryota, Fungi, Ascomycota, Sordariomycetes, Xylariales, Hypoxylaceae. The coding region runs from base 171 to 638 and encodes 155 amino acids. The record is from RefSeq and is a predicted model, not a curated record.